Cordyceps militaris CM01 is the source of this 3300-nucleotide messenger RNA. Its product is annotated as Arginine-tRNA-protein transferase. The record is from RefSeq and is a predicted model, not a curated record. The coding region runs from base 1 to 3300 and encodes 1099 amino acids. Gene Ontology annotation, biological process: protein arginylation. Gene Ontology annotation, molecular function: arginyl-tRNA--protein transferase activity. The transcript is spliced from 10 exons. NCBI's taxonomy places the organism in Eukaryota, Fungi, Ascomycota, Sordariomycetes, Hypocreales, Cordycipitaceae. Gene Ontology annotation, cellular component: cytoplasm.
AUGAUCGGCGGACCACCGUCAGGUAUCAGCCGGCGCCGUUCCUAUUUGGCUGAGGCCAUCCUUCCAGUUCAACACCGCUCGGCUCAGAACCACGACAGCAAGCAUGAACAGUCGGGCCCAUGCAAAGAGGAGUCAUUCAUAGACCCGCCAAGUUUGUCCACUGGUUUGUGGAGGGCCGGAGCCAUGCUGUCAGACAGGCCCGGUACCGGGAUUCCGUCAAGCACAGUAGAGGAUACAACUCCACGGGGUGCGCUGUUCGAUAUUGAUGGAGAAGGAAUGGCUUGCAGGGUGUGUUGUUUGGUCCGUGGUGCUGAGAAUGGCAUCAUGACGAUUGGGCAAAUGACCCCUCCAUUAUUAGAAGCAUUGGAAUGGCGGGCACGCUUGUGGCAGUUGGGCGACGAUUUGCUCAGAUGUACUUGCGGCCCACUGGAGGCAGGCACAAGAGCCUUUUCAGCGCUAAAGCCAUCUUCUGCUCACCACCUGAGCAAUUCUGCCGCUUUUUGGCCGCCGCCCGACUUCAUCAUCAUUCAAUUUAAUUUGUACAUCAACAUCGCAUCACUUAUCAUCACCAUCGCCAAUCACCGUCCGCUCCAACCCUUCACUCGCUGCGGGCCUCCCCUGCUCGCUGCUCCUCUUCUCGAGUUUCCGCUGGCUACCCCGGCUCUCAUUUUUAAAGCCGCAUAUAGGUACUGCCCACAACACGCCGGAAUUCGCCUCUGGACUUGCUCUGCUUGCGCCAUCGUCUUUUAUUUUGCUACGCUACAGUAUUUCCUCUCUUGGAAAAUCCGCACUAAUGUCCACCACUUCUUUCCCGGACCGGUAUCCCCGGGUCGCUCCAUUGUCCACAUGCACUACCGGCCGGCAGUCCGCAUCAAGCAAAGCCGGUCACGGUCCGGACUAUGUUACGCCACGAUGCUCUUGUCCACGUACACUUUUUCUAUCCAGCCUCGUCAUAUCGCUAUGCUACACAAACCCGUUGCGGCUAUUGUUCCGGCAAAGACCGGCCGCCGGCUAAGCGUAAAGAUCCCUCUCUCGCUUGCGCUAUUGCUGCUAGUCGUGCUCAAGCCCGUCGUCGUGAUCGUUAUUGGAGACGACUCGACAGAGUUUAAGCCGUCGCGCGACCAGCGGCAGACGAUAAAUCGCUUCAAUUCCCACGUACUUGGUGAUGAGUACGCAAAGGAAGCAUCUCGACGCCAUCCAAGAACAAAAGAAGAGUCAAAACGGCGAAACAACGAGUUCAAUUUGUUGGAGCGAGUUCAUGAAGCAGAGUAUGGCAGGCUGAAAACGCCCCCAGAACCUGCUCAUAAACUCGAAAUCACUCUAGAAGAGGAUAACUUUACCGAAGAAAAGUUCGCCGUCUUCGAUAACUAUCAGAAAGUCAUUCACAAGGAUGAUCCUAGUGAACGAACGCGAAAGUCGUUUACCAGGUUUCUCUGCAGCUCUCCCCUGCGUCGCCACACCGAGACUCGUUCGGAUGGCACAAAGAAGCGGCUGGGCUCGUACCAUCAAUGCUACCGACUCGAUGGCAAAUUGGUGGCUAUCGGGGUGCUUGAUUUGUUACCCCAGUGUGUGAGCUCUGUGUACUUUUUGUACCACGAGAGCAUCCACAAGUUCAGCCCGGGUAAGCUUGGUGCUCUGCAGGAAAUUGCGCUCGCCAACGAGGAAGGCUACCGAUGGUGGUACCCCGGCUAUUACAUCCACAGCUGCCCCAAGAUGCGUUACAAGAUGGAUUUCGCCCCCCAGUACAUUCUCGAUCCUGUUACGUUGAGUUGGGAUCCCUUGGACAGGACUGUGCUUGCACUGCUGGAUAAGUCGCCUUUUGUUAGUCUAUCUCAGCACGAUACUGCCGGAGAUGCUGUGCCAGAGGGCCAGCAAAGCGUUCUUCUCGAUUCCAGAAAUCAGGAUGAGGCUGAUACCGGUGAAGACGAUCCGGAUGAUGGUAUCGAGCGGUCGCUCUUUGCUGCCAACAUGCCAGGAAUACCCACACUGUCUGAGAUGGAAACUGUAGACAUGGAUAACAUUCGUGUCUUGGGACUGUCACCUGUAUUUCUAUACCGCAUGUCUGAUCUUGUAGGUUGGGAUGACUGUACAAUCUACGACUGGCCCAAUAUUAAGGCUCGCAUGGCUGAGCUGGUCGCCCGCUCGAGAUCUCACCGAAUCCCCAUCCAUUAUCCGCCUAGCCACAACUGCGCAACACCCUCACGCAGCAGCCCAGCCAACAACCCGCCCGCCAUGGCGACGCAGCAAGCGCUCUUCUCCCCCGCGGAGCUCGCCUACCUGCACAGCUCGCUGAGCCUGCGACCGCCGAUCCGGCCCGACGGCCGGGCGCCGACGCAGUUUCGCCCGCUAACGGCCGAGACGGGCAUCCUGCCGGGGACGCACGGCAGCGCGCGCGUGUGCUUCGCCGACGGCACCGAGGCGAUUGUCGGCGUCAAGGCCGAGAUGGAGCGCACGGCAGAGGGGCGGCGCGUGGGCGCCGAAGACACGCUUGAGGCGAGCGAGACGCAGCGAGCGGGCGCGGCCGCCGAGGCCGAGGCCAGGACGCGCCAGGGCCGCGAGGACUGGCUCGAGAUGACGGUGGAGAUUCCCGGCCAGCGCGACGACGAGGCGGCGACUGUGUUCUUGGCCGAGAUGCUACGGGAGGCCUUGCUGGCGGAUGGCGAGUUUGCGGGCAAGUUGUGGAUUAAUCGACGCUUUCACUGGCGUUUGUACCUGGAUAUCCUGCUGAUAUCACCUCCGCUGUCAUACCCCCUCCCACUGCUCUCCCUCACCACACACCUGGCGCUGCUGUCGACGCGCCUCCCGCGGCUGAAAUCCGAAGGCGACGAGGAUCCCAUGUUUGACGACGACUGGGACGCCUCCACGUUUCUGUACCCUCGCAGCGACGGCGCGCGAUCCACCGCCGCCGCUACGCGCCCGCCCAUUACGCUGCUUGUCGUGGCCGUCGGCGACAAUGUUAUUUUUGACCCCGCGCGGGAGGAGCUCGCCGUCGCGGACACGGCGCUCGCCGUGUCCGUGGCCGAGGUGCCGUGGACGAGCGAGGGCGGCAAAAAGGGCCGGCAGCUGCGACUGCUGUCGAUGCGGACGGUCGACCCCCCAAGCCGACUGACGCCGCCGGGCGUGCCGCAGGCGGGUAUGGCGACGGGCGCGCAGAGCGGCGGCCCGGUACCUGGGGUCUGGAAAGCGCCGCUGGGAGGGACCAAGUUUGGCGUCGUGGACGCGAUUGUGCAGGCGGUGCUGGAAAAGGGCGGCGUGGCGGAUGAGGUCCUUGAUGGGCUGGAGGGUGUUGACCUGGCGUAG